Abrus precatorius (Indian licorice) is the source of this 1155-nucleotide messenger RNA. Its product is annotated as RING-H2 finger protein ATL34-like. Lineage: Eukaryota; Viridiplantae; Streptophyta; Magnoliopsida; Fabales; Fabaceae. The transcript has a single exon. The coding region runs from base 1 to 1155 and encodes 384 amino acids. The record is from RefSeq and is a predicted model, not a curated record.
AUGAUCAAUCAAAUAAGCAUGCAAAAGGAGAGUCCUCUAAGGCUCCACAGGUUCGACCAAGUCCAUACAUGGCUUGCUUUAUUAAACCUUCUUCUCAUUCAAAUCUCACCUUCGGUAACAGCUCAACCGGUGACACCAACAGUGGACCCCGACAGUAACAAAUCCGCAGCAACCAUCAUGGCCAUUGUUGCCGUCAUGUUCCUCAUCUCAGGGCUUCUUUCUCUCUUCUCUCGUAAAUGCACUGACCGGCAGGCCCAAACACAAGCCAGACUCGACCUCACUCUUCCUACCGGCGGAAGCGGUAACCGGUCGCGGACGGAACCCAACGGUCUUAACCAAGAAAUCAUCGACACUUUCCCAACGUUCCUCUACUCAGAUGUGAAGGGUCUCAAAACCGGAAAAGACACGUUAGCGUGCGCCGUUUGCUUGAACGAGUUCCAAGACGAUGAAACCCUCCGCAUGCUCCCCAAAUGCUGCCACGUGUACCACGUCGUUUGCAUCGAUGCUUGGUUAGCCUCCCACUCCACUUGCCCGGUUUGUCGUGCCAACCUCGUUCCAACACCCGAAGACAACGACGUCAACAUAAACAUAAACAUGAUCGCGCCUCCGACGUUGUCCAUGCACGAUCACGAGCAUGAACAUGAGACUCUUGUUGAGGACCAUAAGAGAGACAAUGACAAUGACGUGGACUUCCUUCGUAGGAUUCGCGCAAUGAAUCAGUGUCGUCCAUCACGGUCGAGAUCAACCGGGUUCUUAUCUUCCCUCUUGUUUCCACGGUCAAACUCGAUGGGUCAAUUGGUGCUUCCUGGGGAGAAUCUUGAAAGGUUUACUCUGAGGUUACCGGAUGAGGUUCGAAGCCAGAUGGUGAACUCGACGCUGAAGCGUGCGAAUAGUUGCGUGUGUUUUACGAGAAUGAGGAGUGGCACGUGGAGUUAUAGGACGAGAAGCGUGGGAAGUGGACUUGGAAGGGGGCAUGUGCAUUAUGAGAGGUUUGGUAACGAGGAACAAUGUGGAUUCCCUUUGACGCAACCUGGUCGUCUCGUCAAUAACGGUUGGAAUAGAUCAGCGAGAAGAUCACCUGUUCAGUGUUCUCUUGGUGUGCCAUUGGAUAAUAAUGUUGGUGAGCGAUAUUCUGAUUUCUUCCGUCUUGGGUAG